AAUUUUGCAGUCCCAAGAACCUAUACAGAGUGUGAGCCAAAAUGGAGGACGGUCCUGUUUCCUUUGGCUUUAAAAACAUUUUUAUUACAAUGUUUGCUACCUUUUUUUUCUUCAAGCUUUUAAUUAAAGUGUUCUUGGCGCUCCUAACCCAUUUCUAUAUUGUCAAAGGAAACAGAAAAGAAGCGGCUAGGAUAACAGAAGAGAUCUAUGGUGAAAUUUCAGAUUGCUGGGCCGAUCGGUCUCCACUUCAUGAAGCGGCAGCUCAGGGGCGCCUACUGGCCCUGAAAACUUUAAUUGCACAGGGCGUCAAUGUGAACCUGGUAACAAUUAACCGGGUCUCUUCUCUCCACGAGGCGUGCCUGGGAGGCCACGUGGCCUGCGCUAAGGCCCUAUUGGAGAACGGCGCCCACGUCAAUGGGGUGACAGUUCACGGAGCCACGCCCCUCUUCAAUGCUUGCUGCAGUGGCAGCGCUGCGUGCGUCAACAUGCUGCUGGAGUUUGGAGCCAAGGCCCAGCUCGAGGUGCACCUGGCUUCACCCAUCCACGAGGCAGUGAAGAGAGGUAAUAGAGAGUGCAUGGAGAUUCUGCUGGCAAAUAACGUUAACAUUGACCAGGAAGUGCCUCACCUUGGAACUCCCCUGUAUGUGGCUUGCACCUAUCAGAGGCUAGACUGUGUGAAGAAGCUUCUAGAAUUAGGAGCCAAUGUUGACCACGGCCAGUGGCUGGACACCCCCCUCCAUGCCGCCGCGAAGCAGAACAGUGUGGAAAUCAUCCACCUGCUGAUAGACUACGGGGCUAACCUCAAGUGCAAAAACGCUCAGGGCAAAAGUGCGCUUGAUCUGGCAGCUCCGAAAAGCGGCGUGGAGCAGGCGCUUCUGCUCCGGGAAGGCCCGCCUGCUCUUUCCCAGCUGUGCCGCCUGUGUGUCCGGAAGUGCUUGGGUCGCACCUGUCAUCAGACCAUCCACAAACUGUAUCUGCCGGAGCCACUGGAAAAAUUCCUCCUAUACCAGUAGUCCCAACUGUCCACGGGAAGAUACUUGGAAAUAAACAGGCUGUUGCCUGCUGUACCCAGGGUACCUAGUGUAGACACCCAACAGCUAGACUCUCAAAUGAGCUAAGCUAGUUAGAGCACAUCCCUGAUGGACUGGCGCACGUGGGGAAUGAAAACUCCUGGUUAGUGUAAUGUUCUCUUUAACCAAGGGGCAAUCAGAAACUUUUCUGUUUUUAGCUCUUGUUGUUAAGAAACUUUAAAAAAUUGUGAAGUAGGGUGAAAUUAACAGGCUGUUUUUCAAGAUUCGUGAUCUUCGAUUAUCUAAGGAUCACCAUUCUGAAUAAGCGUGUAGACACAUAUAAAUCUGGGUGGAUAAGAUGAGGAUGAAUAUAAGUAUUCCAAGAUGGGUUCCCGAUUUAGUUCUUCCCUUCUUCCCCCUUUCUUUCUUUCCUUCCAUGAAUAAAUCUCUGCUAAAAUUUUA
Messenger RNA from Physeter macrocephalus (sperm whale), 1472 nucleotides. RefSeq names its product ankyrin repeat and SOCS box containing 11 (gene ASB11). Gene Ontology annotation, molecular function: protein binding. Gene Ontology annotation, biological process: protein ubiquitination; intracellular signal transduction; positive regulation of protein catabolic process. The record is from RefSeq and is a predicted model, not a curated record. The coding region runs from base 42 to 1013 and encodes 323 amino acids. NCBI's taxonomy places the organism in Eukaryota, Metazoa, Chordata, Mammalia, Artiodactyla, Physeteridae. The transcript has 7 exons.